AUUUCAUCAGCACAUUUCCACAAACAUCUCGUUAUCUCUAAUGAUGAGACUGACAAUAUGAAUUUACAAAGAAUCUACGGGCAUUCCGACACUAGCAGGUCUUGAUGCAGGCGCCCCAGACCGACCAUGGUCAUUCGUUUGGUCAUUUAGUGCACAUUCAAAGCGGGACUAGUUGCACAAUUAUCCUCAAAAACGCUUAGGUGACUUGCCUGGGAUCGUCUCCGUGUUAAUGCUUCCUGAUUCAAAGAAAGCGAAGAAUAUGGGGCUUGCCAUCCACAUACAUUGAGAAGCACAACGAAGAUCAAGUAAGAUAUGGAAGCUAUAUGGCUGUACCAGUUCAGACUGAUUGUCAUUGGCGACUCGACAGUGGGGAAGUCUUGUUUGAUCAGACGCUUCACAGAAGGACGUUUUGCACAGGUGUCUGACCCGACUGUUGGCGUGGAUUUCUUCUCCCGGCUGGUGGAGAUUGAACCUGGCAAGCGCAUCAAGCUUCAGAUCUGGGACACAGCAGGCCAGGAGAGGUUCAGAUCUAUCACAAGGGCUUAUUAUCGCAAUUCAGUGGGUGGCCUUUUGCUUUUCGACAUCACCAACCGGCGCUCCUUCCAGAAUGUGCACGAGUGGCUGGAGGAGGCGCGCAGUCACGUACAGCCGCACAGCAUUGUCUUCAUCCUGGUGGGACACAAGUGCGACCUGGAGCAGCAGAGGCAGGUCAGCCAGCAGGAGGCCGAAAAGCUGGCAGCCGCUUACGGCAUGCGCUACGUGGAGACCUCUGCCCGCGACGCCAUAAACGUGGAGAAGGCCUUCACCGAGCUCACACGCGACAUCUUCGAGCUGGUCAAAUGUGGGGAUAUUACCAUUCAGGAGGGCUGGGAGGGGGUCAAGAGCGGCUUCGUGCCCAAUGUGGUGCAUUCGUCCGAGGAGGUGACCAAGAGUGACCGCCGCUGCCUCUGUUGAUCACCAGACUCUCGUUUCACCAUACUUCACUGCAACUCCUUCUCCCUCCCACUAUCGCCAUGCCCACAUAUACUCUCCAACCUCUCAACCAGUGUCUCCUGCUUCCAUAGUUACUUUAAACACACUUCCUGUUCGCUGAAAUAGAUUGAGCUGCAAACUUUAGUAUACCUGGAGAACUCACUGAAGCUUUGAUUAGUCUGGAGGACUGAGUUGUGGGAAAGGUCGGAGUGAACGAUUGCAGGAACACAACGAUCCUUUGUUUACACAAAAUGUUCAGGCAGUGAUUUCAGAACAUGAGAAGAUCAAGGCAAAUGUCACACCGGACUGAAUAGCCCUUUAUGUGUUCACUAAAGUUAGCCUUUUAAAAUGA
Molecule: messenger RNA, 1324 nt
Organism: Danio rerio (zebrafish)
Lineage: Eukaryota; Metazoa; Chordata; Actinopteri; Cypriniformes; Danionidae
Gene: rab39ba
Product: RAB39B, member RAS oncogene family a
Biological process (GO): Rab protein signal transduction
Cellular component (GO): plasma membrane; autolysosome membrane; cytoplasmic vesicle membrane
Molecular function (GO): GTP binding; GTPase activity
Source: RefSeq, marked provisional